AUGAUGGACUCUUCGACGAUGGCUCCCAUGCCCUCCGGCGACGCCACGAGCGACGGCCCAUGGCAAACGGUCCAGGGCAAGCGACCGAAAAGGAACCACGUCGACAUGGUAGGCGUGGCCGGGGGUCCCUCACCCCCCGUGCCCUCCGCAGCACCCUCAGCGCCCGGCGCGCCCGCAGCGCCCGCACAGCCGCAACAGGCAGUGCCCAACAAAAAACAGCCGAUCAAGCCGCUCUUUGUCUUCCUGGACAAAGGGCACAAUUACCCGACCAUCUUCAGCGCCCUGAAGAACUCCCUUCAGGAGAAAUGGUCGGUGUACAACCGAGGCCGCGAUCAACUCCAGGUCCAAACGGCAUCAGUUACCGAGUACCACACCGCGAUCAGGGCCUUAAAGGCGAUCGGCGCCCAGUACUCCGUCCUUCUCCAGAAGGAUGAAAUUCCAAAAAAAUUCGUGUUCCUCGGCGUACAUCGCGAAACCCCGGCCGAAUUCCUGACCGACGUAUUCACAGGAAUGCAGCUUACAGUCCAGUCCUUCUGGUUCCUGGAAAAUCGCCAAACCCGCCAGAAGUGCGACAAACUGGUUGUCGAGGUCCCUCAGACAUGCGACACAGACACAAUUCUCGCGAUCCGAGAAUUCGCGGGCAUGAUAAUCCACGUUGAAGACUACCGCCACCCCGCGGGUCCUUCACAAUGCAGCACCUGCCAGCGGUUCUCACAUGUUGGCAGAGGCUGCAGCGCCAAACCAGUGUGCCGCUGGUGCAGCGGGCCCCACCGCACUCCCGACUGCCCCCACGGAGGAAACCGCGACCACUUGAGGUGCGCGAACUGCGGCGGGCCACACGCGGCCAACUACCGCGGCUGCUUUGUGUAUAAGGCCGAGACUCGCCGACACCUCCCCCCUCAGCAGAGGAAGGAACGCGAGCGCCAGUCCAAACUGGCCAUGCGUGAAAAUCGGCGGGCUGCGGCUGCCUCACAGGCGCAGCCCCAACAUCCAGGACCCUCUGGCCAGCAUCCAGGCCCGUCAGGCCAACAGGGACCACCGAGGCCCAACCCAUUCGGCCCGCCCAGGUACCCGGAGCCGCACUACUUCGGCCAAUACAUAGCUCCGGCGAUGCAAAACCGGUAUGCUCCGAUUGCGCAGGAGCCUACAUACAAUGAGAUCGACUACCCGGCCAUCGCAAAUGACUACCGACCGCGCCGCCAAAAUCGGGGACAACCAAAGCCCCACUUCAAGAAGCACCACAGCGGCCACAAAAAUGGCGGUGGUGCUUCCCCCACGAAGCACGCAGAGAGAGACAGGCAGCCGGCCACAUCCGCGGCACCUGCCCCCUCACCUAAACCUACCCCGCGGGCCAAGACGCAAGCUCCCCCCUCCCCCCACCUGCCGAAACAAUGGCAGUAG
This is a messenger RNA of Bacillus rossius redtenbacheri, 1401 nucleotides long. RefSeq lists its product as uncharacterized. Lineage: Eukaryota; Metazoa; Arthropoda; Insecta; Phasmatodea; Bacillidae. The record is from RefSeq and is a predicted model, not a curated record. The transcript has a single exon. The coding region runs from base 1 to 1401 and encodes 466 amino acids.